UGCAACAGAUAGGAAAAUAAGAGCACUCACCAAACCACAAUCAUGCCCUAUAGCUUAACGCGACAACUGCAAACGGGGAGGGAAACGAUCAUCUAUGUGAUUUAUGCGCAACGACACCUAAAAGCAAAGAUGCACUCGGACGUGGACGAUGUGUCAUUAGUUAGUUCAAAGUCGGUUUAAAUGUUUAAAUGCGGCACUUCCUCUGUCUGCGACCCACAGGACGCACCCACUCUGCCGUGUGAAGUUACGUACCUGCUCUCAGAAGCAAUAUUAUCACAGAGAAAACAUGGCGAGGUUAAGCGAGCAGGGGAUUCGCCUCAGUUCCAUGAGCCCUUCCUUUCUAAACAGCAACUCCACCAGUCAUACCUGGCCGUUCAGCGCGGUGGCGGAGUUAAUAGACAAUGCGUCAGACCCCGGUGUGUGUGCCAAACAGAUCUGGAUAGAUGUAGUUAAAAUCGACGAUCAGCUUUGUCUGACUUUCACAGACAAUGGCAGCGGGAUGACACCGAAUAAGCUGCACAAGAUGCUCAGCUUUGGCUUCACAGAAAAGGGCUCAGGUAAAGCCAGCCAGCAGGCCAUCGGCUUGUAUGGAAACGGCUUCAAGUCCGGCUCCAUGCGUCUGGGCCGGGAUGCGCUCAUCUUCACCAAAAACGGCGGCUGUCAGACUGUGGGACUGCUUUCUCAGACCUACCUGCAAAACAUCAAAGCGCAGGCAGUCAUUGUUCCCAUAGUCCCCUUCAAUCAACAGACCAGGUCUCUGGUUGUGACUGAAGACUCAGAGGCCAGCCUGGCAGCCAUCUUGCAACACUCCAUCAUCAAGUCACAGGAGGAGAUACUCACCCACUUCGACUCCAUUCCUUCAAAAAAAGGCACCAAGAUCCUGAUAUGGAAUAUCCGCAGAGCCAAAGAUGGUAAAACUGAGAUUGAGUUCGACACCGAUUCAAGUGACUUUCGUUUGCCUGAGAUUCACUUCGAGGAGCUGAAGCAGGGCCUGAGGAACAACGGGUCCCCGAGACCGGAGCAAAACAUCCCAGACAUGUAUUACAGCCUAAGGGCCUACCUCAGUAUCUUGUACCUGAAGCCACGAACACAGGUCAUUCUACGAGGGAAGAAAGUCCUGGCCAAGUUGGUCUCCAAGAGUCUGACUCACAUCGAACAUGACGUCUACAAGCCUCAGUUUAGCAAAGAGAAAGUGAAGGUGACUUUCGGCGUAAACCCUAAGAAGAAGGAGCACUAUGGCAUCAUGAUGUACCACAGGAACCGACUCAUUAAGGCCUACGAGAAAGUGGGCUGCCAGCUAAAGGCCUCGGGUCAAAGGGUAGGCAUCGGGGUGAUCGGCAUCAUUGAGUGUAAUUUUCUCAAACCUGCUCACAACAAGCAGGACUUUGAGUACACUAAAGAGUACAGACUCACCCUCGGAGCUCUGGGUCUUAAACUUAAUGACUACUGGAGGGAGGUAACAGAGAAGAGGGCCAGGGAGCGAGAGUUUCAGGCUCUAGAUAAAGAAGACAGCGAAGACCAAGAGGAGGCGGACGUGGGUCCUGUGUGGCUACAGUGUGAGGAGUGUCUGAAAUGGCGAAGUGUCCCACCGCACCAUUACAAGGUCAUGCCAGAAAACUGGAGCUGCAGCCAGAAUCCCAAUCCACGUUACAGAAGCUGCUCAUCGCCAGAGGAAGCUGAGGAGAGCGGGGAACAGUUAACACCCAGCUACCAGAAAAGCCACAAGAAACUAGAGCACUGCAAAAGCAGAAAACGAGAAAAAUCACUAGAGGCGUGGCACUCGGAGGAACAAGAGGCGAAGGAUGAAAGUAUUUCAUCAGAGCAGCCCUACUCCCCGUCCAAACACAGACGUGAACACAGUACGCAUGAACAGAGACUGGAACAGGACGAGGCCGAUUUGCAUAAAGACACUCACACAAAUGAUGCAAAGUCGGAAACACACUCCCAAGAGAAGGCUUCUGGAAGAGAUUUGGUCAUUAAACAGAAGAAUGAUCGUAGAGAAGAGGAAAUUGAUCAGAGGCUUGAAGACAAGGAGGACGAGAACAAGAGGGAGACAGCGGAGAAGGAAGAGGAGCACACAGACACUUUCAGUCGCAAAAGAAAGUCUGGACCUAUUUUCACCUACAUGUCGAAAAAGCGCUGGAGGCCAGAGCAGUCAGGAAACCCCACGGAGGAUUUUCCUACUGGGAAACAAACAAACGCAUUCCAAAAGGACAGCAGCAGCCAAGUGGAGAAGUCAAACGCUUUGCAGCAAACCCCGUCCAACACCUGGACCUACUCGCCGCUGGCCACCCAGACUGUUAUGGUGUCCCCGCUGAGGACGGAGCGGCCCCAGAGCAAGGCGCUGCCUCCAGAGCAAGGCGAGCGGGAAGCGAAAGUGCAGAAGCUGGCCGCGUUGGAGAAGGAAGCUGAGCGACUACGGAGCCUUCUCGGCCUGGAGGUCUCCAAGACGACGCAAGGCACGAUGACGACAGCCGAUGGCGUUGUUGAAAAAGAAGGGAAGGGAAGACCGACAGCAUCCACAACCAGCAAGGACGUCGGCUGCCAGACAGUCAUGGCUGAGCAGUGCUCCACCUCAGUGCCGGACGUGGCUGCAGCGCUGGAGAGCAGACCGAGGAAGGAGAGGAGUGAAGUUCAGAGCAGAGUGAGAGCGAGUGACGGUGACUCCUGUGAUGACAGCAGAUCAUCUCAGCAGAAUCUGCGCGAGAUCCGUAAUAACGUGGUGGUGCUCCUCACGGCCCUGCUGCCCCAGCUGGACCUGGCCGGUAUCAGCUUAGAGACGGCAGACGUGGACAACAUCCUGCAGCAGAUCAUAGAGGUUAACUCACUGAAACUAUGAGCGCCUCGAAGUCCUGCACAAGAUGGUUCUCCUGUGUGUCCUGCAAAGGAAUACUCUAAACACCCAGGUUCUUCCUCCAUACCAUUUAUUUUCUUACCUCAUGGCAUCAGCUCGUUUGAAGAUACCCGAAUCCACCGGAUGUAGAUUACUGAACCGAAGCGUCUCGUGGUGGAUUAGACAAUGUCUCGCAUGUGAGUGAAAAACCAAAGAGUUCAGAAUCUAAACUACAUGACGUAUUUAGGAAUUUGUUCCGAUAGACUUUCUACGCUUCUCCAACUUCUUAACCAUUCAACACGGGAGGGAAAGAAGGUUGUGUUACUGCAUAAGCUUAUUAAGAUGAUGCUAUUCCUCGUCAAAACUAAAAGUGGUCAUACAGAGUUAUACAUUGUAGCAUAUAAAUACAGUCAGUGUACAAUACGGAUUACUAAAACUGCAACAGGUUUCUUUGUAGACCUUCAUAGGGAACCUUUCUGAAAAGCAGGGACAAAUUACAUAAAACGCUCUCUUGUAAAAAUCACUGCAGUGUAAUGUCUGUUUUUCUUCACAUAGAUUAAAGUCAACUUUCUAUUAGUUAUUGACCUUUUGUGUACAAUUGUAUUACUUAUUUAACUGCAACCUGUGGAAACGUUACUUUAAAUAUUGUGGAGUCUCUGUUCAGAGCCCAUCUACUGUAAAAAUGUUUUUCUUUUUUUAUCUAAAACUGCAUGCCAUAUUUUAAUGUUUGUGUUUGGCCUAUUAGUUUUACAUAUACUUUUAGCACCUGAUACAUGCAUUUGUCAUGCAGCUCUGUUAAGAUGGAAGAAUUUGUUUUUAUGUGUCAAAAACGAAAGCUUUGUGUUUGAAGUAAAUAUUGAAACCAUU
This is a messenger RNA of Poecilia reticulata (guppy), 3700 nucleotides long. RefSeq names its product MORC family CW-type zinc finger protein 3. The record is from RefSeq and is a predicted model, not a curated record. Gene Ontology annotation, cellular component: nucleoplasm; nucleus. NCBI's taxonomy places the organism in Eukaryota, Metazoa, Chordata, Actinopteri, Cyprinodontiformes, Poeciliidae. Gene Ontology annotation, molecular function: ATP hydrolysis activity; zinc ion binding.